This is a messenger RNA of Acomys russatus (golden spiny mouse), 3365 nucleotides long. It is a transcript of the gene Ube4a, whose product is annotated as ubiquitination factor E4A. Bases 122 to 3322 code for a protein of 1066 amino acids. Gene Ontology annotation, biological process: protein polyubiquitination. NCBI's taxonomy places the organism in Eukaryota, Metazoa, Chordata, Mammalia, Rodentia, Muridae. Gene Ontology annotation, molecular function: ubiquitin-ubiquitin ligase activity. The record is from RefSeq and is a predicted model, not a curated record. The transcript has 20 exons. Gene Ontology annotation, cellular component: ubiquitin ligase complex; nucleus; cytoplasm.
CCAUGUGUAAGCUCAAUGACUAAGUCUAGCCUGGAAUCCCCACAGAGGUUCUCGCCAGGUGACCGGCCCUUCCUUUUCCCCCCCUCCUCCUAGGUCUGGAUGGAGGAUACCUUAAAGUGAAAUGACAGACCAGGACAAUAACAACAACAUCUCGAGUAACCCCUUUGCUGCUCUUUUUGGCUCCCUGGCUGAUGCCAAGCAGUUCGCAGCAAUCCAAAAAGAGCAGCUGAAGCAGCAGUCCGAUGAGCUCCCAGCAAGUCCAGAUGACUCGGACAACAGUGUGUCAGAGAGCCUGGACGAAUUUGACUACUCAGUGUCUGAGAUCAGCCGCUCCUUCCGGUCACAGCAAGAAAUAUGUGAACAACUCAACAUCAAUCACAUGAUCCAAAGGAUCUUCCUCAUUACUCUAGACAACAGUGACCCAAGCUUGAGAAGCGGGAAUGGCAUCCCCAGCCGGUGUGUGUAUUUGGAGGAAAUGGCAGUGGAGCUGGAGGAUCAAGACUGGCUUGACAUGAGCAACGUUGAGCAGGCCAUCUUUGCUCGGUUACUGCUUCAAGAUCCAGGAAACCACUUGAUCAGCAUGACUUCCUCCACAACAUUAAAUCUCUCUGCUGACCGAGAUGCAGGAGAGAAGCACAUCUUUUGUUACCUUUACUCCUGUUUCCAAAGAGCCAAGGAAGAGAUUACCAAAGUUCCAGAAAACCUGCUCCCCUUUGCAGUGCAGUGCAGGAACCUCACUGUGUCCAACGCUCGGACAGUUCUCCUCACCCCAGAGAUCUAUGUUGAUCAAAACAUCCAUGAGCAGCUGGUAGAUUUGAUGUUGGGAGCCAUUCAGGGAGCCCAUUUUGAAGAUGUGACUGAGUUUUUAGAAGAGGUCAUUGAAGCCUUGCUGUUGGACGAGGAAGUUCGAACAUUUCCUGAAGUCAUGAUUCCAGUGUUUGACAUUUUACUAGGCCGAAUAAAAGAUGUAGAGCUCUGCCAGAUGCUGCUGUAUGCGUAUCUGGAUAUUCUUCUCUAUUUCACUAGGCAAAAGGAUAUGGCCAAGGUCUUCUUAGAAUACAUUCAGCCCAAGGACCCCAGCAAUGGCCAGGCGUAUCAGAAGACCUUGCUGGGAGUCAUUCUGAGUAUCUCCUGCUUGUUGAAGACUCCGGGUGUGGUAGAAAAUCAUGGCUACUUCCUGAAUCCAUCUCGUUCCAGUCCUCAGGAGAUCAAAGUGCAGGAGGCCAACAUCCAUCAGUUCAUGGCUCAGUUCCAUGAAAAGAUCUACCAGAUGCUGAAGAACUUGCUCCAGCUCUCUCCAGAAACCAAGCAUGGUAUCAUGUUCUGGCUUGGAAACUGUCUGCAUGCAAAUGCAGGCCGCACCAAAAUUUGGGCCAAUCAGAUGCCCGGAAUCUUCUUCCAAAUGUAUGCCUCGGAUGCCUUCUUUCUGAAUCUGGGUGCUGCUCUCCUGAAGCUGUGCCAGCCCUUCUGCAAACCCAGAUCCUCUCGGCUCCUCACCUUCAACCCCACCUACUGUGUCCUCAAGGAGUUGAAUGAUGAAGAACGAAAAAUUAAAAAUGUACACAUGAGAGGUUUGGACAAGGAGACCUGUUUGAUCCCAGCUGUGCAGGAGCCAAUGUUCCCCCAGAGCUACAACCUUGUGACAGAGAACCUGGCCCUGACAGAGUAUACCUUGUUCUUGGGAUUUCACAGGUUGCAUGAUCAGAUGGUAAAAAUCAACCAAAAUCUGCAUCGGCUGCAGGUUGCCUGGCGAGAUGCUCAGCAGAGUUCUAGCCCUGCUGCUGACAAUCUUCGUGAGCAGUUUGAACGUCUGAUGACCAUCUAUCUUUCCACCAAGACUGCCAUGACUGAACCCCAGAUGCUGCAAAACUGCCUGAAUUUGCAGGUGUCCAUGGCUGUUCUGCUGGUUCAACUGGCCAUCGGCAAUGAGGGCUCACAGCCAAUAGAGCUAAGUUUUCCUUUGUCAGAUGACUACAGCUCUUUGGCUUAUGUACCAGAAUUUUUUGCAGAUAACCUGGGUGAUUUCCUCAUCUUUCUGCGGCGCUUUGCUGAGGACACCUUGGAGACAUCAGCAGACUCCCUGGAGCAUGUCCUUCACUUCAUCACCAUUUUCACUGGGAGCAUAGAAAGAAUGAAGAAUCCCCACCUGAGGGCCAAACUAGCAGAGGUAUUGGAAGCAGUGAUGCCUCACCUGGACCCAGCCCCAAGCCCCUUGGUGUCCAGUGUGUUCCACCGGAAACGUGUGUUCUGCAACUUUCCACAUGCUCCCCAACUUUCAGAAGCCUUAAUCAAGGUUUUUGUGGACAUUGAAUUUACAGGGGACCCCCAUCAAUUUGAACAGAAGUUUAAUUACCGCCGCCCUAUGUAUCCCAUCCUAAGAUACAUGUGGGGGACAGAGAGCUAUCGAGAAAGCAUUAAGGAUUUGGCUGACUAUGCCUCUAAGAAUUUAGAAGCUAUGAAUCCCCCGCUGUUCCUCCGAUUUCUUAACCUGUUAAUGAAUGAUGCUAUCUUCCUUUUGGAUGAAGCCAUACAGUAUUUGAGCAAGAUAAAGAUUCAACAGAUCGAGAAAGACCGAGGAGAAUGGGAGAGUCUGACACCAGAAGCUCGCCGAGAAAAAGAGGCAGGUCUGCAGAUGUUUGGGCAGCUGGCACGUUUCCAUAACAUUAUGUCCAAUGAAACAAUUGGUACCCUCUCCUUCCUGACAUCAGAGAUCAAGUCACUGUUUGUGCACCCCUUCCUGGCAGAGCGCAUCAUCUCCAUGCUGAACUACUUCCUGCAGCACCUGGUUGGCCCCAAGAUGGGCGCUCUCAAAGUCAAGGACUUCAGCGAAUUUGACUUCAAACCUCAGCAGCUUGUGUCAGACAUCUGCACUAUCUACUUAAAUCUCGGGGAUGAAGAGAAUUUCUGUGCCACUGUGCCCAAGGAUGGACGUUCCUAUUCCCCUACUCUCUUUGCACAGACAGUCCGAGUCCUGAAGAAAAUCAAUAAGCCGGGGAAUAUGAUCGUGGCUUUCAGUAACUUAGCAGAGAGAAUCAAGUCUCUUGCAGACCUCCAGCAACAGGAAGAGGAGACUUACGCAGAUGCCUGUGACGAGUUCCUGGAUCCCAUCAUGAGCACACUGAUGUCUGACCCUGUGGUGCUCCCAUCUUCCAGAGUCACUGUGGACAGGUCCACCAUUGCCAGGCAUUUGCUCAGUGACCAAACAGACCCUUUUAACCGUAGUCCCCUUACCAUGGACCAGAUCCGGCCAAACACAGAACUGAAAGAAAAAAUACAACGGUGGCUGGCAGAGAGGAAGCAACAAAAGGAGCAACUUGAAUAAACACUGUGAACAAAACAACCCAAGCCAGCCCAGAGUGUAAACU